AUGUUCCGACGCACCAAAAGCUUGUCGUACCCAUACAGGAAGAUUCUGAUCCUUGUCCACCAACUCCCCACUCUGCCCCACCGCCCACCACUUGUCCUCUGCCCCUCCUGUACCACCUCGGUACGUACUACAGCCAUCUCGGACGGGCAACAUCUUACGAAAGUAGCCCUCGUGGGACAGCCCACGCAACUUCUCUCCAGCACCCCGGCACACUUCUCAUUCGCCUCCUCCAGGAAGUCUCCAGCUCAUCUCAGGAGCGGCUGCACCAGCUGCCCUUCCACGCCCACAUGGAACGAGUUGCACUUCCUGUCCAAGCACUUUGGCAGCACGGGAAGCAUCACCGACGAUGAUGGGGGCCGCUGCUCACCACACAUGCGACUGCGCUCCCGCAGCCUCAUCCUGGCCACGGCUCAGAUGGAGGAGCAUCUAGCAGAGUUCAUCAAUGCCUUCUCCCCUGAGAGCGUGCUGCCGCUGGCCGACGGGGUCAUCAGCUUCAUUCACCAUCAGAUAGCAGAGCUGUCCAGGGACUGCCUGUCCAAAGCUCGCGAGGGCCUCAUCACUACUGUUUACUUCUUUGAGCUGCAGGAGAACCUGGAGAAGCUGCUCAAUGACGCGUACGAGCGAUCAGAGAGCUCAGAGGUGGCCUUCGUCACAGAGCUGGUGAAGAAACUCCUCAUCAUCAUCUCUCGCCCAGCAAGGCUGCUGGAGUGCUUGGAGUUUAAUCCAGAGGAGUUCUACCACCUGCUGGAGGCAGCAGAGGACCACGCCAAGGAGGGACACCUGAUGAAGACGGACAUCCCUCGCUACAUUAUCAGCCAGCUGGGACUGACACGAGACCCUAUAGAGGAAAUGGUGAACCUGGACAGCUACGACAGUGAGGGACCUCUCACCCCAGAAACAGACGACUCAACAGAGGUGAGAACCUUGUCCCUACUCCACCUCUUCCCAGCCCACCCACCAUCAACCCCCGUCUCCCUCUGUCGCUUCAUGGUUAAGUCAAACUGGAAGAUGAGAGUAGAAGAGCCCGAAGAGGCUGACUUCCAGACCACUAAAAGUGAUCAGCCAAAUGAUCAUGCCUUGGGUGAGGGUGUGGUUGUCGAGGCUGUUUACCUGUCCCGUCCUGGAGACCCUCAGCCGGUUUGCAUGAAGAAAAUCAACAAGCAGAACCUGAUACUGGAGGAACCAGAUCCAGCAAGCAUUCAUGACAUAGUGUGGCCAGAAGGUGAUGACGCUCUUCCUGCCGAUGCCCAGCAUUGAUCUCUACUCUGCUCAGACCAACCACUGGUCCGACUGGGCACAGGCGGUGCAUUUGAGGUGAAGCAGCACUCGUUCUUCACUGAACUGGACUGGAACAGUCUGCUGAGACAGAAGGCUGAGUUCAUCCCCCACCUAGAGUCAGAGGAGGACACCAGCUACUUCGACACCCGCUCGGACCGCUACCACCACGUCCACUCUUAUGAUGAGGACGACACCAAUGAUGAUGAACCUGUUGAAAUACGUCGUUUCUCUUCCUGCUCCCCUCGCUUCAGCAAGGUGUACAGCAGCAUGGAGCACCUGUCCCAGCUGGAGCACAAGCCCCCGACGGUGACCCGGCGGGAGCACAAGGGCCCCAGGGAGGACCGGGCGGCCAAGAGAGAGAGCCUGGGCAGCCUGACCUUGAGAGAUAAGAGCUGGAGGACAGGAUCACCUGAGAUGAAGCGACUGUCAUGCUCAGAGUCAUCCUUCACUGAGAGUGACUCCAGUCCUCCAUCUGGGGCCCGGCGACGCUUUUCUGCCCUCAUGGACACUCACCGCUUCGCCUCCCCACUAGAGGCCGAUCCUGAGCUGCCAGUGCCCACCAGGCAGCCCCCAGUCAAGGCCAGGGGCACCUCUCUGGAGGGGGCCAUGGGCACCACAUCCAUGGGCACCACAUCCAGCCAGGGGGAUUUUAGGAAGGAAAAGGAGGGCAACGGGUUGACUGCUGGAGACAAGCUUCUGAGGCCAGCUGAUGUACCAAUCGGAGUCAUCCCCAGCCCCAACAGUACUGUGACUGCUGGGGCCACAGAGCCCCAGGGGUCCCGGGCCACCAACGAACUGGUCCUGAGGAGGGUCCGCCACAGCCAGCUCUCAGCUGAGGGAGAGAAACGCAACUCGCGACCCGUAACCAAGGUCAUCAAGUCUGCCUCCACCACAGCCCUGUCUGUCAUCAUACCUACAGUGGAGCAGCAUGGUACGUCCCCCCUGGCCAGCCCCAUGUCUCCUCGAUCCAUCUCCUCCGACCUGUCGUCUCGUGACUCCUCCCCCAGCCGAGACUACUCGCCCACGGUCAACGUGCUGCGUUCUCCCAUCACCAUCCACCGCUCUGGGAAGAAGUACGGUUUCACCCUCCGAGCCAUUCGAGUCUACAUGGGAGACAGUGAUGUCUACAGUGUACACCACGUGGUCUGGCAUGUGGAGGACGGAGGCCCUGCCCAGGAGGCGGGACUCUGCGCUGGUGACCUCAUCACUCAUGUGAACGGGGAGUCUGUCCACGGGCUGGUGCACACUGAGGUGGUGGAGCUCAUUCUGAAGAGUGGAAACAAUGUGACGGUGACCACCACGCCCUUUGAAAACACCUCCAUCAAGAUUGGUCCUGCCCGCAAGUCCAGCUACAAGUCCAAGAUGGCACGGCGCAACAAGAAGACAGGGGCUAAGGAGGGACAAGAAAGUAAGAAGCGCAGCUCGUUGUUCAGGAAGAUCACUAAGCAGUCGAACCUGCUCCACACCAGCCGCAGCCUGUCCUCUCUGAACCGCUCUCUGUCAUCAGGGGACAGCCUCCCAGGCUCCCCCACCCACAACCUCUCUUCCCGCUCCCCCACACAGAGCUACCGCUCCACCCCCGACUCCACCUACCUGGGCAACACUUCUCAGAGCAGCUCUCCAGUCUCCAGCACCCCUAACUCCCCGGCUGCCUCCCAGCACAUGAGACCCAGCUCCCUGCACGGCCUCUCCCCCAAGCUSCACCGCCAGUACCGCUCAGCCCGCUGCAAGUCAGCUGGCAACAUCCCCCUYUCCCCCCUGGCCCACACACCCUCCCCCACCACCGCCUCUCCCCCACCCCUGUCUGGCCACACGGUGGGUAGCUCCAACACCACCCAGGCCUUCCCAGCCAAGCUCCACUCCUCUCCACCUGUGGCCCGUCCCAGGCCCAAAAGCGCAGAGCCCCCCCGCUCACCCUUGCUYCAGCGGGUUCAGUCGUCAGAGAAACUGGGCGCGACCCUCCUGCCCUCCUUUUCAUCUUCGUCAUCAGCUUCCUCGCCCAUUGCAGGGGGGGUGUCAAUGCGUAAGCACAGCCUGGAGGUGUCACAUGGGGACUACAGGAGGGAGUCUUUCCACUGCGAGCACAGCCUGCAGAGUCUGCUGGAGAUGGAGGGAGAGAACGGGCCCGUUCCCCCCUCUCCCUCAUAUUCCUCCUCCCCCUCUCCCCCCACGGUUGGAGAGACAGGGUGCCUGAAGCCUUCGAGGAGGCUGGGGAGACAGGAGUCGCCCCUGAGCCGGGACACACUGCAGACAGGGAGGGAGAGAGCUGCCCAGACUACAGCAUCUGACCCUCACACUGACAGCACACCUGUUAAAGUAGAGCCCAAGACCAGCGCUGGUGAGACAGCUCAGACAUUAACCCCUUGUGAGGCUCUGAAGAGAAAAGCUUCCCCAGUACCAGGUGAGGCCCAGCCUAGCCCAGCCUCAACCCCCUCCACUCCAGGAGCCAAGUCCAGCCCAGCAGACAGACCUCUAAGCUCUAGUGCUCCAAGCUCUGAGACAGCCAGUGGAGGCCCUAAACCCACUGAGAGGGCCCCAGUCCAGGCUACAUCCCAGAGUCCGCUCUCCCAGGAGCGUAAGCACCAGGCUGUCCAGACAGACACCACCCCAGCAAGCAGAAGCCAGAAGAAGAGUGAGGAGAAAGGGACUGUGGGCCCAGACAAWGUCACUACACAGAGGGUGGGAGCUACAGAGUUGGCCAAGGCAAGUAAAGACACACAGAUGGGAGAGAGCACUUUGAAAGGAGGGAUGGGUGGCAUUGACAAAGCCAAUGAGACCAAGGUUAAAGGACCUGCUCCAUCAGUCCCAACCCAAGCACCAGCCCCAACCCCGGCCACAUCCCCUCUUACCAUAGGCCCAGUUCCUGCUUCAACAAAAUCCAGAGCAGACAAGGUUUCUGUUCUGUUGAGCAGCUACCGAGGGGCCAAGGAGGAGAGGAGUCACCUGGAGGUGGUGGAGGAGAACCCCAUGUCCCCCUCCUCCACCGCUGCCUCCCCCUGCUCCAGCAAGUCACGCCCCGUUUCCCCUGGUGACAAGCCAAGCUUUGUGACUCAGCUGACCAGUGUGGCCAAAAACGUGCUGGGGCCUAUGAAGAUGGGAUCCCAGGAAGGGCCCAAGGGCGGUGAGGAGAAGCGGGGAAGUUCAGCAGGAAAGUCUGAGGCUCCAUCUGGAGGUGGUCGACGGGGGGCUCAGGGGACAUCUCAAAGUCCUGCCGGCUCAGCUCAGCCUGAAAAGGCAAACACGAGGAAUUCAGGUAAGCACCACUCCUGAUCUGCGAGUGAGAGACAAACCUGGGAUCUCCCGGAAAAUGCCUUUUGGACCGGAAUAUCAUGCCACCAUAUCAGGCACGGACAGGGCACCCUCAAAAAAGGGACAAAAACAUGUACGCCUAAAGAAACACACACCAAAUAGCUAGAAAAUACAGACCUGUAGAUAAAACAAGAAUAUGUGGAGGAAUGUGCUUUAAUGCUGUUCUCAAAUGUGUGUAUGUAUGUACUGUAUGUGUAAUGUAUAUAGUAAAAGCGUGUCUUCUUGCAUGUUCCAAAUUGUACAUGAGAGAUGAAAGAGAAUAUUUAAAGAGAUUAGGAAAAACAUCUAACAGACCUGAUGGUAGUGAACACUGUGAACAUCAUGUCAACAGCCCCCACAUGUUCCCAAUGUAAACAGCAUGUCAAUAGGCAGGCUUCUGUCACAGUCUGUCACCAUGAGGAGCAUUACCCAUGUCCGUCAACUUCGAUGCCAUCUCUUCACUCAGUUAAAAUACAAAGAUAAUACAAAGACCUUGUGUUUUUCUCACAUAGUACCUGGAAAAAAGAUUGAGAGAAGAAUUGUUGCAUUGGUGUAACAUGCAUUGGUGUAACAUGCAUUGGUGUAACAUGCAUUGGUGUAACAUGCAUUGGUGUAACAUGCAUUGGUGUAACAUGCAUUGGUGUAACAUGCAUUGGUGUAACAUGCAUUGGUGUAACAUGCAUUGGUGUAACACAUUGAGAUGUGUUCCUAACUGGACUAAGAUGAUGACCUGCUUGCUAAAUGUGGAACUUGGAAUUGUAUUGUGUAAAGAAGAGCUGAAUGAAUUUGUUUGAGUGUUUUAAGGGCUGAGUCRUGGUUGGAUUUAGGUGGACUAUCUGAACUUGCACAGGGACACUAUGCAAUGGAAUUUUUAGGUAUUUUCCUGUGUGUCCCCUACAAUGUACCCAUGAACGGAUGUUAGGGAGGUAACGGUUUGCAAUAAGCCAAGCAGAGCAGAUAUAUUGUUCUACGAAUUGUCUGCAUUGACUCCACCCACUGGGCACACACUGGUUGAAUCAAUGUUGUUUCCACAUCAUUUCAAUGAAAUUACGUUGAACCAAUAUGGAAUAGACAUUGAAUUGACGUCUGUGCCCAGUGGGCAUUGUGAAUUGUGCAAUUAUUUAGGUUCUGACAUGAAUACAGUGCUAAUGAAUUGAACUAAAGAAGAGGAACCCAUAUGUCUCUGUGUGUGAAUUAAGUGUGGUCAGGUGAUGGAAUAGAUACUAUAGAAUGGGAGUCUUCUUUGAGACUUACUCGUACUCUGGCAACGUAGGCUAGAACUCUCUCCCUUUUCAAUGUAUGCAAAAUUAGCAUUGUAUAAUGUAAUGUGUGAAUAAAAGUGCCAGUUUUAAUUGAGGGAUAACAUGUUGUUUACAGUGAUGUGUAAUGCUAUGCAAGUUCUAUGUAGAAUUCCUAGUGAGAUCUGAGAGCCCGCCGUAGACCUAGGCAGCACUCUCAUCAGUGACAUAACUUAAUAUGUUCAUGCCCAUACCUGUAUCAGACUGCCAUCUUGUGGUCAUCACACAACUGUCCUGAACAUAGUAUUUGAGGUCAAAAUGUCAUUUACACAUAAUCAGUUCACAAUUGAAUGACACAAGAUUAGAUUUUAUCCGAGAUAUUACCCUCAUAUCUUCAUUAUUUUCUAUUGUAACCAUUGUUCCAUUCAUAUAGCUACUAGAAACUUGUUUGUCUCAAUACAAUUUGAAAAAACUUUUGUUGUGUGUAUUAUGACCGAUAAAGAGAGAUGUAUGAUACUGAUACAGUGCUCCUAGGAGACGACAAACAGCUCAUAUUUAGUUGAAUGCUAGUUAAAAGCUUGUGUUUGUGUAUGCGGGGGUUUGUGUGGAAAUUGCACUUUAUUUUGUGUCAAAUUUAUUUAUCUAUUUAUUACACUAUUUAUUGUAUUUGAUUAUUUGUCAAUUGCUCUCAAACGGUUUACUUGUGCAUUGUUCUUUGAAUUGUUAUUUAUAUCUCUAAAUUGUAAGUCUACAAAUGAGAGAAUUUACCUAAUCUGUGUGGUUGUCCUAUUUUGUGCAGUUAUACUUCUGUCAUUCCAUAAGAGAGUUGCAAUACACCAUGGCCUCUGUCCAUGUUGACUUAUUUGUGAGUUUUGACUUUUUUAUGACACUUCUCUCAGUUCAUUGUUGUCCAUGUUAUUUUAUUCCCUAGGCGCUGUUAUGAAACCAAUGCAAAAAAAAGCCUAAAGAGUAAUAAAAUCCUUAAAGAGAAUCCUUAAAUUAU
Molecule: messenger RNA, 6807 nt
Organism: Salvelinus sp. IW2-2015
Lineage: Eukaryota; Metazoa; Chordata; Actinopteri; Salmoniformes; Salmonidae
Source: RefSeq, a predicted model, not a curated record